GCGGGGGCGGGGCGGCCGCGCCGCGCCGCCAUCUUGGUGGUGGCAGCAGGACCGUCGGGCCCCGUUACUGGAGGCGUCCGCCUCAGUGUCGCCGCCGGUUUGUCCUUUGUGCUGGUGUUUUACACCCGCACAGCACUGGGACGCUGGGCAGAUCCAAGCAGGAGACUCCGGGGGUGAUGCUCCGUCUCCUUAUUUGCUGCACCCAGAACAUUUUUGUUGCUGUAGAAGUACAGCCAGCAAAUCCCACGGCUGCACAUCAACAGCUGAAAAGUCCUGCUGCCAUUGCCAUGCUCAGCUGAGGUGUGACGCAGAUGCCCAGCUGGAGAAGCCCUGGGCCACCUGAAGAUGUGAGAAGGCGAGCACAGGUGCUCAGGGCAGCCUCAGGCACUGAAAGACACAGUGAGGAGCGAGCGGUGGGGAAUGGACAGCGGGCAGUGUCUGCAAUAGCCACCAAGCGGCAGCAAAUAAUCAAAGGUUGGCGGUGGCUGACACCAAACCAACCCAACGCUUUCUUGAGCAGCGUUCAGCAAGUGACUUCUGAGCCAGAUUGAAGAUGCUAGCCCAGAGCUGGGGAGCUGAACUGGUGAAAAGGUAUCUCUUUGAACUAUUAGCUUUCACAAUCACAAAAAAACUCUCCCAGGGAGUGAAAGGAAGUAUUGCAGGAAACAAAUAAUAAUGUGUGUGAGCAGUAGACAAUUCUGCAUGGGGAUGCACCACUUAAAAGUUCUAUCCUGAGAACCUGGUUAAGUCAUAUUUUCUGGCAUUUGAAGAGCAAACAGCACCAUGACUCCAUGAAUUGCAACAAAGCGGGAAGUGUGGCAGCUCUUCCUACCUCCAGCCUUCCUUCCUUACUGUGACGCUCUUCUUGGGACCUUUGGUUGCGUCCCCGCUGGGCGUGCAGUGACCUGCCUCGGCAGCGGAGCAGAGGAAACAGUUCGUAGAUCAGGGAGAGCCAUGGCCUUGAACUCAUGUGUCUUUCACCUGUUCUACAAGUUCAAAGUGUUGGUGCUUGUCACUUUGUGUCUGAUGGUGCUAUGGGCCACUUUCAGUUACUUUGUGGACUCCAGACAGGAAAUUGCUAAAGCUAAGAGCAUGAUGGACCAUUUCAGAAAGGUAACUAGCCUGGAGGACAGUCAAAAGGAAGAGAAGAUAAAAUCAAUUGCGAAAGUUCCCACAGUGAAGUCAUUCCAGGAUCACUGCCCAGCUCUUUCUCCGUACCUGCGAGGUGCCAGCAAACUCACCUUCAAAGCAUCUCUCACGCUAGAAGAAGUUGAAAAGGAGAACCCUCAGGUAGCCAAGGGCCGGUAUCACCCUACAGAGUGCUCAGCAUUGCAGCGUGUGGCCAUCCUCAUCCCACACCGCAAUCGAGAGAAGCAUCUGCUGUACCUCUUGGAGCACCUCCACCCCUUCCUGCAGAGGCAGCAGCUGGACUACGGCAUCUACGUUAUUCACCAGGCUGGCAGCACCAAAUUUAAUCGAGCGAAACUGCUGAACGUAGGAUACCUAGAGGCCCUAAAAGAAGCAAACUGGGACUGUUUCAUUUUCCAUGAUGUGGAUCUGGUUCCAGAAAAUGACUUUAACAUCUACAUGUGUGACAGACAACCAAAGCACCUUGUAGUUGGCAGGAACAAUACUGGAUACAGGUUACGGUACCAGGGAUAUUUUGGAGGGGUAACUGCUCUAACAAGAGAUCAGUUUUCCAAGGUGAAUGGAUUCUCUAACAACUACUGGGGUUGGGGUGGAGAAGAUGAUGACCUUCGAAUCAGGGUUGAGAUACAGAAGAUGAGAGUGGUGAGGCCAUCUGCUGAUGUAGCCAGGUACACAAUGAUCUUCCACAAACGAGACCACGGUAAUGAAGAGAAUGGAGAGAGGAUGAAGCUUCUACGUCAGGUAUCUAGAACAUGGAAAACAGAUGGACUGAACUCGUGUUCAUAUAAGCUGCUCUCAGUGGAACAUAACCCUUUAUAUGUCAACAUCACGGUGGAUUUCAGUGUGCAGCCCAAGAUCUCAUAAGGGCGAGCACCACACAGGUUAGAGGAAGUGGCAACAGAUCAUGUUUGUGGUUGCUGUUACAGGAGAUGACUCCCGGCACUCUGCUUGAAAGAGUACUUCAGUAGGACAGAAGAAAGUUUUUCUUCACAGCGUCUGAUUGAUUGGUUGAGAAUUUGCUUUUGUGAGGACUGGAGUGGCUGACCUGAGAGACAGGUCUUAAUGUUCAUCUAUGCACUUUCUGCCAGGACACCUGCAAAAGUGUCCUUGUUUGGGCUGGUCCAGCAGAAGGACUUGAACUGAGUCUCCUGAAAAAAAACAUUGUUCUUGCAACUAUUUCUACCGAAACUUCCUAUUUGUUGUAGAGGGAAGACGGCUUAGCACUGCCCACACUUCCAUGACUUCAAAACAACCAGGCCAGUCUUUUAUUAGAAGUACAAGAAUUCUUGACCAACCACAAACUUGCUGAAAAAGAAAAUAAUUUUUCCAAUGUGAGGAAAAACUGUUGAUGUGUGAGGGAAGGGCAAUAAUGGCAAUAUGUGAGAAGAUUUUAAAAAUCUCUCAAUAAAUACACUCCACUGAACUCAAAA
Messenger RNA from Columba livia (rock pigeon), 2579 nucleotides. RefSeq names its product beta-1,4-galactosyltransferase 4 (gene B4GALT4). Lineage: Eukaryota; Metazoa; Chordata; Aves; Columbiformes; Columbidae. Gene Ontology annotation, biological process: carbohydrate metabolic process. The coding region runs from base 955 to 2013 and encodes 352 amino acids. The transcript has 8 exons. Gene Ontology annotation, cellular component: Golgi apparatus. The record is from RefSeq and is a predicted model, not a curated record. Gene Ontology annotation, molecular function: galactosyltransferase activity.